CUUCAUCACACACACAACCACAAGAUUACAACAAGAACAUAAACAAACAAAAAUGGUGGUUUUUGGCUUUGGCAGUAAAGUGAACAUGAAUCCGAAAGGAGGCGGGUCCAGUGAAGAUCCAGUGUGGGAAGCUCGCCUUCAAGAUGAGACGAGCUUCCUUGAACGGGUGAACGCUGACGAACCGGAGUGGCACAAGAUGUCUACGCAUUUUCCCAGCGUUUCUAAAUACUGCUUGUCGCUGCAGUGCAACAUCGUGGCCGAAGCGGUAUCCGAUUGCAAAAACACGCGUCCUGUCGCUGAAUUCCGCGUUUCCGAGGAAGCGGACUCGGCUGGAUUCUUCGUCGUUUCUCGAGUCGGGGACUCGGGAGGGUCCUUGAAAAACUGGUUCCAAGCAAUUCUGGAUUCCAAGGAAUUUUUCUUGCGAGAAACAAGCAGUGGAGAAAUCUGGUAUUUCGCAGUAGCCAUUCAUGUCUGCCAGUUAUCCUGGUAGGACACCUAACCUAACCUUAACAGUUCGCCCUUGCGUGACCACUAGUACUAGUAUCUUAGCUUCUUGAUUUAUUUUACCAUUACGAGGAAAAGUAUAUUUAUUUAUAGUAUAAUAAACUCAAAUCAUCUACUAGUAGUGAGGCGGUAACGCUCCAUAGUACUAUAAGCUCCUCUACUUUGCCUUUUGGGUUCCCUGCCUUUCCGACAAGAACUAGCCCUCCACGUGAGCUAUCCUGCCACGACGAAUCAGAAUGUCAACGUUGGAUUCAUUUGCAAUCUACAGGUUGAUCACUGGUGUGAAGCGUGCCGCAGAUGAGGUGAAGCAUGUGUAUAAGGUUGGCGAAGAAUUGGCUGUCGUCCAAGAUUUCACGGCAAAAGAUAUUGGUGGUAGCAAAGUCCAGGUUACGAAAGCCAACGUCCAAGAGGAUAACUGUCGUGUGGGCACGGUGGAUGCUGCCGGAAAAGUAGCCAUGAUCAUCGUGGAUGUGAACGGCGACUCGAAGUAUCUGAUGGUGACAGCGGAUAUCCGUGACAAGUGUCUGCAGCCCGCGGUGAGCCCUCUCUGGGUGCGCGCUAAAGGACCGCCAGGUUGUCGUGAUGGAUCGCUCGUCCGGUCCUACCAGAAUGCAAUGGAGCUUGGAGAACGCUAUGAGGUGCUCACGCUGGCCAAGGACUAUCUGGCGCGCUUUUGCGCGACGCUCCGCGUCAGUCGAGAAGACAAUGUGUCGAAGGAGCUCCUCAACGCCGUGCUGCAGCCUCAAGAUCAAGCCGAGGGCUCGUGCGAGAUUUCGCGUGUCUACGACGGCGACUUCCCUGUGAACGCAGAACAGGAAGCGCUGGUCACGGAGCUUGGGCACAACCGCAUCACGGUGGCGCAGGGUCCGCCGGGGACCGGCAAGAGCACCACAAUCUACCACGUUGUGAACUCGCUGGGGCAGGAGGACCCGGGAGCGGCGGUGAUGGUCACCUGCGUGACCAACACCGCGAUCAAUAGCAUCAUGGAAAAGCUGGAAAAAUGCGAGGGCAAGGGCGUCAAUUCGCUGGUCCUCGGCAACAGCGAGCGUGUUGGUGUGAAUGCGAAACGUUUUCUCCUAGAGGCGAAGGUCGAGCGCGACUACGCAAUCGAGAAAACCAAGAACGUUCGCGCGCUCUUCGAAGGAACGUGGGUCAAGCCACGAGCGCAGCACGAUCUGGAGGAAGAGAAGGCGCAAGAGGCAAUGCCGUUCUUCUCGUACCGCUUGAUGCCUUUUGAUCUUGAUGCAAAGAAAGUGACAGCUUUGAAACAUGCUUACAACUUCAUGGUCGAUGCGGUUGGCCAAGACGUGCGGGAGCUCGGUGGACCCACGCACGCUCUAGAAAAAGUCAUGUGCGAGUUGGAUGAGCAUCGACGCCCUGAAGCGACUCUGAAGAACAAUGUUCUCGAAGAAGCGCUAACGAACGUGGACCGCUUGUACCUACUUUUUCUACCUUGAAAAUAGGUUUCUAACCAAGAUGUACCUACUUCUACCUUGAAAAUAGGUUUCUAACCAAGAUAACCAAGAUCAUCCACUAUUGUUCCACAGUAGAUGAUACAGCAGGAUUUUCUUCGUUGUUAGUGGAUAAUGAAGAUGUCAACAUUUUGCAGGACCUCAUAUUUCUUGUCCUCAUGUAUAAUUUAGAAAUAUCAUGUGUUUUAAGACAAGGAAGGCGUUCUACUGAUGUCGUAAUAUUCCUAUCCAUGAAAGAACCACGAACUACAGGUGUGAAUGGGCUCGGCAAUCUGCAGCAGGUCGCAUCGUCGCGAAGACAACGUGUUUUCUGUUCACUAUUUCUUCCGGGUACCGGAUGCAGCAGCUCCAAAGUGAAUACUCUGCCAUGAUGCCGCACACGAAGCUGGCUGUGCUUGACGAAGCGGGUGCGACCGCCGAGAGCUACGUUCCGAUGAUCCUGACAACGGGAGUGGAGAAUCUCCUUUUGCUCGGAGACACGAAACAACUUCGCCCGCUGGUCAAGGGCAGCCCUCCCGAUGAUUUCCAAAUCGAUCGCUCUCUGAUGGAGCGCUGCUGUGACGCUGGCGCCGAUCAGCAGAUGCUCAAGGAGCAGUACCGCAUGCCCCCAGGCAUCAGUGAUGUCGUGUCGAAGCUCUUCUACAACGGCAAGCUGCGCACGGGCGCUAACAAGAAACGCGAAGCUGAAGCCCUCGGAGCUAAAAAAGUCGCGGCGCAGCUUCGCUGGCUCGACGUCGAGUCAAAGUACGGAGGUAGCGAGGAGGUGAAAGUUGGCACGUCUUGGUGCAACGGUGAGCAGGCAAUCGUAGCAAUCGCGGAAGCUCUGCACAUUUGGAAAGCAGCUGCCACGCAAAAGAAGUCUCCUGCCGUGAUUUUCAUCAUCUGCAUGUACAAACCGCAAGUGAAUCUGAUCAAUCGCGCGAUCGAGAAAAAUUCCGCUCUCGCUUCCACACUGGGCGCGGACCCCGAUCAUGUGCGCGUGCUUUCGGUGGAUGCGUGUCAGGGCAGCGAGGCGGAUUACGUGAUCCUGGUCACUUCGCGGUCCAACUCUUAUGGGAACAUCGGUUUCUGUUCGAACCCCAACCGCUGCAACGUGGCUAUUUCCCGUGCCAAGGAGAUGCUGACCAUUGUCGGUGAUGCGAAUUGUAUGUGUACAGGCUCCGCUGCGAUGUGGGGUAAGGUCGCAAAAGCGAGCUCUCUAGAAUCGUCGAAGGACUGUUUCAUGAAGCUUGAGAAGGCGUAUCCUUCGGCUCUUGGAAGUGUGCGCGAAACAGUGGAGCUUGAGCUGGAACGGAUGAAAGCGAGCUGUUCGAAAGGCGCAUCAAAGGGAGGCGCAAAGGGUAAGGGCAAGCGGAGCGGCAAAAGCAGCGGGAGAACUUUUGGAGCACUGUUCAAAUUCAACAAGUAAAGACAGAAAUCGGAAUUCUUAUAUAAGUAUGUAAAAAGAGGAACAACGACCGCGUGGUACUAUGAUUUUCUUUCUGGAAGUAAUAUCUCGUAUCUAUUAUUUUAACUGAAUAGUUAUAGUAGUAGAAGCCAAAAAAAUAGUGAAGGACGGCAACGGGUCGUCACAUAGAAUUUGUAGUUAGUAUCGCAGAAACCCAUGACGUGUUGAAGUAUAAGUACCUAGUGAAUUCCAUUUCGUUGAAUGAGCAGCCUUGUCCUCGGCAGCUUGUUCAUCAACAAUAACAACAAAAAUUAAGGGGCGGCAAAUUCAGGUCAUAACUCAACCACGGCCAUGGGAAUAUAAAUUGCGACAUUAUUAAAUAUUACCUCUACAACCGAUAUUAAUAUUUAUAAUAUCUUCUAUAUCGAUCAUUUAUUUAUAUUAUCUCUCACACUCACUCAUGAAGGUGCGAGAUCAUGCUAAGAGAAGCAGGAGACGUCAACGUAUUUGUCUAUGAAAAAUGACAUUUUAUUUUUCCGUUUUAAGAUAUGUAGGAGCAGGAGGUGCGAGAGCAGCAAAAGGUGCUAUUGGUCAAUGAUCCCCAGGCACGCCGGCGGCCUCGCAGAGAAGAAAAGUGAACUGCUUUGUAUGUCGUGAUUAUCAUUAUUCCACCAAGAUCGUGUUUGACUACAACGACUAACUGAAAACGGUACUUUCUGUUGAUGAAUAUGGUAAUAUUUUUUCAUCAUCAGGAGCAGCUGUUGAGGAUAAUAUUAUUCAUCGAUUAACAACUAGAAGGAACUCUUGUUAAGUUGAAGUUGGCACGACCCGUGCACCCGCGCAGCCGCGCAUGGGGCGAAGAAAGAUGUUUUUAUACAAUAUAUUGAUAGUCUUAGUAUGUAAGACUAAGACUUGAUGUGAAAACUGACAAGGUUAGACUUAGAUCUUUGUAUUGUCAAAUCGUAUGCUGAAAAGGUGGGUCGACCCCGAUAAGUGCACGCCACAGCAGCGGUUAAGUGAUUUUUGAAGAAGUUCGGAAAGGUUAAGGUGCUCAAAGAUCAUGAUUGCAACUAUUUCAGUUUUUAUAAUGACUACGCAAAUCACCCUUUGCGGAAUAAAAGGUCGUUGGAAAAAGGUUUUUUAUGAGGUCGUUGGGGAUGGACGUUAUUGCCGCCACAUGGAAGAAGAACGAAGAAGGAGUAUAGAAUUGUCCUCAACAAGCUGAACACUGAUCGCAUUUUCACAAUCUUAGAAUGCUUGUGUCGACUGUUUCAAUCUUAGAGAAGAGCUAGAGUCAAAGGACACAGUGUUGGUAACAUGUCCCUUUUGUCCUUUUAUUUUCUAUCAUUUUCGUUAUCGUUUGAAGUAGAUACGGGAGUAAAUAAAUUGCGACGUGAGAACGGUUCGUCAUUGACUCUAGUACGGAGUAUUCUUUUUGUUUUUGAUUGCAGCGACUAACGAAAAACUGAAGAGCAUUGAAGACUCAACCGGAUGGAUGGUUGCGCACACAAAAUCAAAAAGCGGCUUAUGUUGGAAACUGAUUUUUC
Amoebophrya sp. A25 is the source of this 4910-nucleotide messenger RNA. Lineage: Eukaryota; Dinophyceae; Syndiniales; Amoebophryaceae. The record is from the annotation of a GenBank genome assembly.